Colletotrichum abscissum is the source of this 874-nucleotide messenger RNA. RefSeq lists its product as uncharacterized. NCBI's taxonomy places the organism in Eukaryota, Fungi, Ascomycota, Sordariomycetes, Glomerellales, Glomerellaceae. The record is from RefSeq and is a predicted model, not a curated record. The annotation marks the transcript as partial. The transcript has 4 exons.
AUGUCUGAGCCCAGCCUUACCUCUGCGAACACCGUCGCUCCAGCGGCAACCGGGAACUUGGUCGAUCUUCACUAUGUUGUGUUUGGUGUUGGCUAUGGCGUUUCCACUCUCCUUCUUCUUUUGCGGCUUUACAUCAGGCACCGUUAUAGUGGUCUCAGGCUAGAUGACAUGUUGGUGGUAUUUUCCUGGGUGUUUUCGUCCGCCAUGCAAAUUCUGAUGAUUGGCACGUACCUCCAAGACCCGGGGAUGGAAAACGCUAACGAAGUUGGCGUAGUCGCGAUAUCCAUGGGUACAAUGUGCUUCCCGCGAGUAUCCAUUCCAGACGAUCGAUUCCGGAUAUACGUCGAGGUGCGUCUCAGGGCCUAUUCUAACGAGAUAGCUGUGAUUGACAAGCCGUUGCAGCUCAGUUACAAUGCGGCGCCGGCUUUCAUGAUGUCCAUCGGCUGUGCGAAGGCGUCUAUACUCUGCCUUUAUAUACAACUAUUCCCCGACCGAAAUUUCAAUAUCAUCGCCAAGGUCACACAGGGUGUUGUGAUAAUGAUCACGGUUGCCAUCACCCUGCUGCUAUACCUCUCGCGCCUACCGAGUCUGUCACUUGAUGCCGUGGCGCUCUUCUUGGCAACGGCCGCCUCGAACAUCAUCAUGGACGUUGUGUUGCUAAUCCUCCCAAUGCGCCUUGUGUUCAACCUCCAUAUGGCACUCAAUGCCAAGCUUCUUGUCGCAGGACUAUUCGGUCUGGGCUUACUCACCACUGUCACCUCCAUCCUCCGGCUGUAUCUUCUCAUCCAGAUUCAGGGCAGCGAAGACCUAACGUGGGACGCCGCGCCGGCCAAUAUCACUUCGUACGUUUCGCGGAAGUACAACCUGCAAUACU